AUGAGUAUUCAACCAGUGUUUCCGGAUCAAAUAUACCAUCAGGAGCUGUCCUGUAUUGUGGAUCAAGUACAAUGGACAGGAAUCCUUUAUAAUGGGUUUAUUCCAGUACGCAAAUCAACUUACAGCCCAGUAAAUCACACCGAGGAGUCAGGCCUUCCUGGAUUUGCAAAACACAAUCAUCAAUGGUUCUACUCUCAGCGGGAGGAAGUCGUACUUGCUGGCUUUCGGUGGAAUCAUUUUAUUCUUAGCAAAACGCCAGCCAGAACAUACAGCUCCUUUGAACAUGCUCUACUGAGUAUUCAACCUUUAAACAUUGAAUGUCAAAUAGAAGUUCAACAACCAUCCAGAUAUCAGAAACAAUAUGUUCAAGGAAAUCUAACAAUGUUUUUGGAUAAGCCAGUUCCAAUGAAGGCGACUCUUUCUAUCUCUAAUAUGGUCGGACGAUUCUUUCCAGAGCCUUUGGACAGUGCCUCUUACAACUGGAGAGCUGGGUUCUCUAUAGGACAACAGCAUCUACAUGGCUUCCAAAAUGUACAGCAAAAACUACACCUGGAAGAAGUCACUUCACGAAACUACUUCUCAACUCUAUCUCGAGCUCGCUAUGGCUAUGCUAUCUCCAUCAGUGUAGUAUAUGGCUGCAAAGUGGUCUUUGUGUUUGAUGCUUGGGGAGCUCAGCGUACUAAACACCACAGCCAUUGGGCCUUUGGAAAAUGGCUCAGAGAUAUGAUACGGGGCAAGAACGUCCAGAACAGAGUACGGCAUAGUACAAUUUUUCCAGUUGUUCUCAAACCGGGUGAUGUUCUGAUUUUACAUCCCGGAACCCCAUACAUGGAGCUUACCCUUGAAGACACUGUGUCGUUCAAAGACUUCUUUUAUUGCAGUUCCACCAUUCGAGAAUCCUGCUUUUCCAUUCUUAUCGACUUCAUUCGAGAUCCUUCUGAAACAUCCGCGUUUCAAUAUGAAGAAGGUUGGCUCUAUUACUUCCAAUCACAAACGACGGAUAUAGAAGCUGUAAUAAAACGGAACAAGCCAUACAUCCGCGAUCUCUUCUUUAUGCUGGCCGGAUGGCAUACGAACACUGCUACUGCCAGCUACACAACCAGAUGUUUGGAGAGCGAAGAAGACCCACACAUUCAUGGAGAAAUGAUGCACACUCCCAAUUUGCUCUCUAUCACGGGUAUUCUGGACUUUAUAGCAUUGCUCAAUGUCUUCAGAUUAUCCAGCAGCACUUGGCCAGAGUCAUAUAGAUGGCGUAUGUCUAUGGAACAAUCGCAGGUAGACGCUGAGCCAAGUCAGCUUGUUGGUCUAGGUUGCAAGAUUGGAGAGGAUAUUUGGAACUGGAUUAGCAAUCUUCCUAUUACUGCGAAAUUGUCUACAUCUGAAGUUGCCUGGCCAGAUCUAGUCUGGCACUUGCACAUGAAUUGGCUACAAUGCCAGAUUUUAACAGUCGCAAAGGAGCUGAGAGGUAACUCUCUGAUAGUUCAUUAUCCGCAUGAGAUGGAGGGGGGGAAGACUGAAGAGGGAGAAGUGCAGGUUGGUGAAUGGUUCAGCUUUUGUAUAGCUGAGGUAUUGCCAUUCUAUGGGGACUCAGAGUGGAUUGUGGAACUUCUAUCAAGACUUCAAACUCGAAAACCUGGAGUUGAAGAUGCACCCUAUACACCAGAGGAUGGGUUUGCUUUGGAAUAUUCUGAUAUCAGCUCACUUAACUGGAGGUAUGAAGUGUUUAUGACCAAGAAUGUGCGAUUAGUCUUCAGAGAAGACUCUGACAACAAGGUGUUGACCUCAGCUAACACAAUGACGCUGGUAUCUCGAGACAAGGAUUUUAUUAGAAUUAGGAGAUCAGUUAGGGAUUGGGUUGAAGAGAUGAAGCAUAGUUUUAACUUGCCCUCAGAAAUUGCAGAUGCUUAUAACCAGCAACAAUAG
This is a messenger RNA of Marasmius oreades (fairy-ring Marasmius), 1923 nucleotides long. RefSeq lists its product as uncharacterized. NCBI's taxonomy places the organism in Eukaryota, Fungi, Basidiomycota, Agaricomycetes, Agaricales, Marasmiaceae. The record is from RefSeq and is a predicted model, not a curated record. The transcript is spliced from 4 exons. The coding region runs from base 1 to 1923 and encodes 640 amino acids.